Molecule: messenger RNA, 1241 nt
Organism: Halichondria panicea
Lineage: Eukaryota; Metazoa; Porifera; Demospongiae; Suberitida; Halichondriidae
Product: MRN complex-interacting protein-like
Exons: 7
Coding region: 1-1101 (366 amino acids)
Biological process (GO): mitotic G2 DNA damage checkpoint signaling
Cellular component (GO): nucleus
Molecular function (GO): chromatin binding
Source: RefSeq, a predicted model, not a curated record
AUGUAUCUUGUAUGUGUGUACUGUAUGACUUGCAAUAAUUAUGUUCGCGCAUGCCCAGUAGAACCACCCACAUGCUCAUUCAUUAUGCAUAGCAGCCACUCCCCCCUGUCUGCAAGCAAGCCUUGGAGCCUCCAUAAAGAGAUGUAUGGCAUGGCAGUGACUCCCACCUCCACAGAAGACCCCACAGCAGCUGAGUGUUUGAAAAAAGACACAAAAUCAAAAGUAAAGAUGGUUCAAGAGUUUAUGGUGUUGCGGUGCUACCAGUGUGAGACCUUCCAAGUACACCAGGUAAAGAAAGUGAAUAAAUGGAACUGCAAGUGUUGCAAUGAGAAGCAGUCAAUUGCCAAGAUGUACGGUAAAGGGAAAGCUGGAGACUGUCGGAAGCAUGUUCAAAAGUUAAACAUGAUGCGUGGAGAGAGGGAACAGGACGAGGGGGUGACACUACUGGGUAGUCAACACCCUCCAGAGGAUUAUGCCAGCACCUUCUCACUGGACGAGGCAGGGAGGGGAGACAAGAGGCCGGACUAUCCGGUGGUGGUGGCAGGGAAGAGCAAUGGUCGGAGCAAGUGGACCACUUUCAUUGAGGUUCAAGACUCCGAUGAUGAGGAGGGAAGUGAUUCUUACACCACUGACAAGGCAGAGUUCGUACAAGCAAGCAAGAAAGUCAGAAGGAGUGAAUCAGACAGAGUGAGAUCAAGACCAACAGAGGCAGCCAAAUCCACUCCUUACUCAAUGGUCAGUCAAGGAAUGGAAAAGUUUCUCGAUGAAAACACUCCCACCAUCUCUCCCUCCAAGUCCCUCCACACCCUCACACACGAGAGCUAUCGUCGCCUUGACGCUCCGAAGCCACACCCGUCUCCUCCCAAUGAUGUUCAGUCUCGCUCAAUGUUUGACCUCCGCUCACACAGUUACCAUGACAACAUCGAGAGCAUACGUCAGGAUAUAAGCCGAUUCUCGAGAUCUCCAGAGGAGCCUGCUGAUAUUCCGAAGACAUCGUCUCGUUGGUCCAAGUUCAUGUGCUCUGAGGAGGAGAAUGGGGAUGAGGGGGGGAGUGGGCGGAGUCUUAUCGCCAGCAAGUCCACUGUGGAACAAUCACCAUGACUUACAAUAAUUCAUUGUGUAUCACAUGCAACGUUGUGUUUGUGCCUCCCGCUAUGACUGUGCAUACACAAAUAAGUUGAUUUUUAUUAUGACCUCACAAUGAUCAUAAUCACAUGCAUAAUUAAUUGUUUUGCACUGCA